AUUCAGCCGGUUCGCACCUGUUCGGGAGAACCGGCUGUUAAUUUCCCAAGCAGUUCAGAGAACCUGUUGUUGGAAGAAAUCUUACUUUGUUUUUUUCCACUUUACAGGGCUAAUCCUGUAAGGAAGGCAACAUUCAGGUGGUGUUUCUAGCCUAAUCUUUAUUGCCCUGCUUACAGAAACUGCCUCUAUGGUUAACCCUUAUUACAUUGUAACAGCUAAAGCGAAGUGCCCGACCUGAGUGACGUUGAGUUGACCACACCCACACGGUCACAUGACCACUGAGCCACGCCUACCCAGCUGGUCAUUAGGGCAGAGAACUGGUUGUUACAUUAUUUGAAUCCCACCACUGCUAAAACCCAUUAACAAUUGAGUCCACCUUCAGGGCAGGAACCUGUUGUGGUCCGCUAGCAGCUGAGUAGGAACAUGGGCCAGUCCUGGAGGCUGGGGAAGGCCCGGAUGAAGGCUCUUCAUUGGAGGUAGAGGUGGGGCCAGGGCCAUCUGGGAGUGAUGUGCGGACUCCGGAGCCUCCAGAAGCUGAUAGUGAGGCAGAGGAACAGGAGGAGCCUGUUCCUAAUGCAUGCAUGAGAAGCUGCCAGAAGGCAAGAGCAGCUCAAAGAGGACAACUCAGGAGUAGUGCCAAGAGAUGAUUGGCCCCUCCCAUAAAGCUUAAAAGACCAGAAAUGGCGUUUGGGCUCUUUGCCGGAAAACCACUUUGGUAGCUUCGUCUUCUUGCAUUUAUUUUUGUAUCAGUGACUUCUGAACGUUUGCCAAGAAAGGCCUUUGGCAGUUUGCCUAAUUGGACCAAGGUUGGUGAUAGGACUGAGGAAUUUGUGUUGGGAGGAAUUUGCUUUAAUUUAGUUGGAUUACGCUGAGAAUGAAGUUAAUUAUUGUUUGAUAUUGUUUUAAUAAAGUUUGUUUGUUUUUACACUGGCUGAGUUUCGUACUACCUACUGGGGCCUGGGUCAAAACAGAACCUUCCAAGCAAGGCUGUUCUGUCCUCCUCGCCUCCAUCCGAACGAUGGCUUAAUUAGCCGGUUCUUAUCAGCUCUGGCAGCAAAAGAACCAGCGUCUGCCAAGAGCCCUCGUUAGCUGUCAAGACGCUGGUAAGUCACAACCUUCAGCUCUAGUCAAUCAGUGGAUUUGCCUGAUACAAAGAGACACACCAGUUCUUGCUGCCUUUUAUAUCCUGUGGGGUGUGGCUCCAUGACUCAGCACUUCCUAGGCCUGCCUCUCCCCUGCUUCUGUUGUUCCCUUCUCUCCUGCCUACGAAACCUAGGAUUCAACCACGCCUGAUUGCUGUCAGCUGGGUCUGCAGGUGUGGCCUGUGGGGGGAAGAGUCAGGGGAUGGAGCCCUCAUUAGUUCUUCCACCUGGUCUGCCUCUGGCUCCUGGAGCUGAGCCAGGGAGGCCAAUGCUUCCGAGGUGGCCAUGGUGGAAGUCCAGCUAGAUGCGGACCAUGACUACCCGCCAGGACUCUUGAUCGCCUUCAGCGCUUGCACGACCGUCCUGGUGGCCGUCCACCUCUUCGCCUUGAUGAUCAGCACCUGCAUCUUGCCCAACAUCGAGGCCGUCAGCAACGUCCACAACCUCAACUCGGUCAAGGAGUCGCCCCACGAGCGCAUGCACCGCCACAUCGAGCUGGCCUGGGCCUUCUCCACCGUCAUCGGGACCUUGCUCUUCUUGGCCGAGGUGGUACUUCUCUGUUGGGUCAAAUUCCACCCGCUGAAGAAGAAAACGGGCGCCGACGCGCAGGCGAGCAACAGCACCAUCACCGCCGGCGAGGCGGCUGCCAUCACCUCCACCACCAUCAUGGUCCCCUUCGGCGUGGUCUUCAUCAUCUUCGCGGUCCACUUCUAUCGCUCGCUGGUGACUCACAAGACGGAUCGGCAGUUCCAGGAGCUGAACGAGCUGGCCGAGUUCGCCCGCUUGCAGGACCAGCUGGACCACAGAGGGGACUCCUUGCCAUCUCCCGGCGGCCACUACGCCUAGAAAGCUGUCUUCAGGUUGGGAAGAUGGUGGAGCCAACCAGGUUCUCCUGACGUUUUCCGAAAUUUGGCUGAGCUGUAAUCCUCUGUAUAGGGAAAAAGAGGUUACAGGGGCCGAACUUCUUAGAGCCUUUAAGAAAUAAUAAUAAACCAAUAAAAGGCACAAAAGAA
Molecule: messenger RNA, 2155 nt
Organism: Ahaetulla prasina
Lineage: Eukaryota; Metazoa; Chordata; Lepidosauria; Squamata; Colubridae
Gene: ORAI1
Product: ORAI calcium release-activated calcium modulator 1
Exons: 2
Coding region: 1428-1988 (186 amino acids)
Biological process (GO): store-operated calcium entry
Cellular component (GO): membrane
Molecular function (GO): store-operated calcium channel activity
Source: RefSeq, a predicted model, not a curated record